Debaryomyces hansenii CBS767 is the source of this 708-nucleotide messenger RNA. RefSeq lists its product as uncharacterized. The coding region runs from base 1 to 708 and encodes 235 amino acids. The record is from RefSeq and is a predicted model, not a curated record. NCBI's taxonomy places the organism in Eukaryota, Fungi, Ascomycota, Pichiomycetes, Serinales, Debaryomycetaceae. Gene Ontology annotation, molecular function: mRNA binding. Gene Ontology annotation, cellular component: mRNA cleavage and polyadenylation specificity factor complex. The transcript has a single exon.
AUGGAUGAGACUAAAAACGUAUACAUUGGUAACAUACCAUUUGAUCAUACCGAGGAACAAGUUUUAGAAAUAGCGAAGUCGGUUGGGCCGGUGAUAGACUUGAAAUUACUUUUUGACCCCAUGACGGGAAAGUCUAGAGGAUAUGCCUUUAUUAAGUACGGCGAUCACGAAACAGCAGCAUCCGCUGUAAGAAACUUGAAUAAUAUGGCAAUUGGCAAUAGAAAUAUAAAAUGUUCAUUUUCUAAUGAUAAUUCUGCAUUCCCAGACAGUAGUAAUGGAAAUGCAGACAAAUUACCAGCUUUGCCAUUAGGAAUACAAUUAUUUAAUAAUCAGACCAUACCUCAGGCCAUAUCAAACGCAUUAUCUGGUCUCGAUCAACGAUCAGCUUACCAGCUCAUGAAAGAAGCAAAGCAAAUGAGUGAAGAUAAUCCUACUUUAAUGAAAAAGUUACUAGACCAAUUUCCACAACUAGCACAUGCAUUAGUGGAAACCAGUUUAUUGUUAAACUUCACCACUCCGGAAAUAGUAAAAUUAUGUGUUAACUCGAAACAAUUGGAGUUGGAAAGUUUGACCCUAGACCAUGUUCAAUUAUUGAAGCAAGUCUCUCAGUUAUCUGACCCGGAAAUCGAUUCUUUAACGAAGGAUCAGAGAAAUAUCAUAAGCAAAAUGAAGUCAGAAAUAGCAAACGGCUCGUAUGGGGUGAUCUAA